Messenger RNA from Psammomys obesus (fat sand rat), 1369 nucleotides. It is a transcript of the gene Lrrc2, whose product is annotated as leucine rich repeat containing 2. The coding region runs from base 57 to 1163 and encodes 368 amino acids. Gene Ontology annotation, molecular function: protein binding. Lineage: Eukaryota; Metazoa; Chordata; Mammalia; Rodentia; Muridae. The transcript is spliced from 9 exons. The record is from RefSeq and is a predicted model, not a curated record.
CCGGGGACUGUCAGCGCCCGCUCGCACAGGGAAGGUGACUUUAUGCUGCUCCCCAGAUGGGACACAAAGUGGUCGUGUUCGACAUCUCUGUCGUCAGAGCCUUGUGGGAAACUCGCGUCAAGAAGCACAAAGCAUGGCAGAAGAAGGAGGCGGAAAGGCUGGAGAAGAGCGCCCUGGAAAAGAUAAAGGAGGAGUGGAACUUCGUGGCCGAGUGCAGGAGGAGGGGCGUGCCCCAGGCCCAGUACUGCAAGAACGGCUUCGUGGACACCAGCACAAGGCUCCUGGAGAAGACCGAGAGGAACCCGGUCGCCGCCAGGCAGAGAGUCAAGGACAGAGACAAAGCGAGCGAUCCACAUGUGUUUGAACUUUCAGGGGCGCAGUGGAAGGAGCUGCCUGAUUCCCUGAAGGAGCAGACACACCUCAAAGAAUGGCACAUUCACAGCACCCUCAUUCAGAUCAUUCCUACGUACAUCGAGCUGUUCCAAGCGAUGAGAAUUUUGGAUUUGCCAAAAAACCAAAUCAUGUGUCUUCCAGCUGAAAUUGGUCGCUUGAAGAACCUGAAGGAACUCAAUGUGAGUUUCAACCAUCUCAAGAGUAUCCCCCCGGAGCUGGGAGACUGUGAGAAUCUGGAGAGACUGGACUGUUCCGGGAAUCUGGACCUGACGGAGCUCCCCUUUGAGUUAAGCAACCUGAAGCGAGUUACCUUUGUCGAUAUCUCAGCAAACAAGUUCUCCAGCGUCCCGAUCUGUGUCCUGCGGAUGUGUCGUCUGCAGUGGCUGGAUAUCAGCAGCAACAAUCUGAGUGACCUGCCGCAAGAUAUAGACAGGCUGGAAGAGCUGCAGGGCUUCCUGCUGUAUAAAAACAAGCUGACCUACCUUCCUCAAGCCAUGCUCAACCUCAGAAAGCUCACCUUGCUGGUUGUCAGUGGAGAUCAUCUGGUGGAGCUCCCGACUGCCCUGUGUGAUGCCUCCACGCCAUUGAAAUUUGUAAGCCUUAUGGACAAUCCUAUUGCUGAGACCCAAGACAGCGAUGAGACAAUGGAAAGUGAACAGGAUCGCCAGCAUCUCGAUAAGGAAUUCAUGAAAGCGUACAUUGAAGAUCUUAAAGAAAGAGAAGCUGUUCCCAGUUACACCACCAAAGUCUCCUUUAGCCUUCAACUCUGAUCCUAUCUACCCGAAGACCACAAAAUCUACCGCCCUGUGCUCUAGAUCUUUGUAUAUGCGUUACUUCUUAUAGGAACUGUGGCUUGUGCCUAAGGACAAGGUCUAGAAGCUACCAUCAUCACUGUUGUUUUCAAAUCUCAAAUAUGGGAAGACUGAUGAACCUGCUUAUAUAGCAAUAGCAAUAGACUAAUUAGCAUGUACUUGUC